Molecule: messenger RNA, 1758 nt
Organism: Scomber scombrus (Atlantic mackerel)
Lineage: Eukaryota; Metazoa; Chordata; Actinopteri; Scombriformes; Scombridae
Gene: tslig2
Product: chromosome 13 C2orf49 homolog
Exons: 4
Coding region: 8-583 (191 amino acids)
Biological process (GO): embryonic morphogenesis
Cellular component (GO): tRNA-splicing ligase complex
Source: RefSeq, a predicted model, not a curated record
AGCAAACAUGGCGACAGGACAGGACAGGAAGGCUGGUAGUAUCUCGGACGUGGAUCUCUUACUGCACCCCGAGCUGUUAUCUCAGGAUUUUAUGCAAAUGAUUUUAAACGAGAAAAAGGUCAGUACCAGAGAUUGCACGAGUCGGGACCGGCUCACAGAGCUUUACCUACACCAUGUCAUCCCGCUACCGCAGAGGACUUUACCCAACAGCCGCUGGGGCCAGAGGGUGCAGAAGACCCGGGGGACACCGACCAUGGCCGGCCACCGGGCAGACAGUACUGGUAACGACCACAAUAGGAAAAGGCCUCUGAUCGUGUUUGAUGGCAGCUCUUCUCACUCUGGCCUGCUAAAAGUGAAGAAACCAGAGGGGUCAACAGGAAUCACUGACCGAUUAAAGCCUCCUCCAGCUGCAAACUUGUCCAACCCCAUCCGCAAGCUAUCUGGCAACACAUCUUCCUCCUCCUCAUCCAUCCAGAUGUCUGCGUGCAACAAUGACACAGCAAACCUCAAAAGAGAAGCAAACAGCUCGGGUCUGAAGUCUCCAGAAGUGAAGAAAAAGAUCCAGCAUGUGACAUGGCCCUGACCUCUGACCCCUGUUCACAUAGACCUGAUGAGAGCUUAAGUGCUGGCAGACUGAUCACUCCCCUCCCAUCAAUGAACACCAAACGUUGUUGCCCACUACCUUUGCUCUCCUUUUCACAGUUAACCCAUUAAUUGCAUCCCAAAAGGGAUGGAAAUUAUUUAAACUGUGUGUAAAGGCCGCCUCUCUGCUCUCGUUCAGUUUUGAGGUUGGACAGGAUAGAGUGGUGCUCCGAAGAUCGCCCUGCGUUUGAAGACACAAGCUUCCUUGUUGCUGUCGACAACAUCAAGUGCCCUUAUAUCAAUAAUCAGCAACUAUCUGCUAGUCCCACACACAGAGAUCAUCUAUAGGACAAACCGACUCAGAUGAAAUUGGGGCUGUUCCUAUUUGUUUCUGUUCACUGGUCGAUUCAUGUGAUAGGGUCUUGCGCACUGGUUUGCAAGGGUGACACGGUGAGUUUCUUGCUUGGGUUUUAUUUAAAAUGUUGAAAUUGAUAGAUUUAUCACUUUAGUGGACAGAUUGAUUUUUGCAAUCUCAUAGUCUUUGACCCUGACUGUCAAAGUGAUGGACACAUCCAAUAGACAUUGUGAAAAAACAAUAUUCUGUUUUUUCUCUGGUACCUUUAAAAAUAAAAAUACAAAUGAUAGUUCCUACUAAAGUGUGUGUGUGUACACUUGAAGUUUUAAACCAGAAGGAGGUGUGUCAUUUUUGUUCUCAGUGAGCUUCAUUCCACUGAGGUUUGGCUUUAUUCAAACCUCUGUCCUGUGUCAUAAGUUAUUCUGGGUUUUUAAAUAUUAGUGUGUUGUGCUAUUGUACAUAUAUUGCACAUAAUGUGGAAAUGAUUUUAUUAUUCAGCUGGAUCAUAAUCCACUACUACAGUAAGUAGCUAUUUUGACACAGGAAACAAAUAACUUAAAUUCAUUUGUUUGAAUAUUGCCUUUUUAUAAUUCAGACAUAAGAAAGGGAAUAUGGACUAGAAAGAGAAAAUGGUCUUUUUGAAGUAAAUUUAUUCGCAUUUGUGGAUAAAUAGACUUUGCAGGUCUGUCUUUUGAAACUGUUGAGUUCAUUGAAAACAAAGGGACAUGAUUCACAAAUCAUUUUGAAUUGCCAAUGUCAUGUUUGUACCAACAGUUUUUAAAAAAAUAAAUUAUCUCAAUACAGAUAAUCACUGUUGUUGA